Eleginops maclovinus (Patagonian blennie) is the source of this 1752-nucleotide messenger RNA. RefSeq names its product taxilin beta b (gene txlnbb). Bases 97 to 1704 code for a protein of 535 amino acids. Lineage: Eukaryota; Metazoa; Chordata; Actinopteri; Perciformes; Eleginopidae. Gene Ontology annotation, molecular function: syntaxin binding. The record is from RefSeq and is a predicted model, not a curated record. The transcript has 10 exons.
GUGGUCUUAUCACAGCUGUUGUCUCUGUGUGGAAGCAGCGAGUCGUCGGACCCUCGCCUCUCUUUCUCACCCCGACCCUCACUCGUGUUGACAGUUAUGGAGGCCUGUCUCGCCCCCGGGUGUCCGGAUGCCCCCCCAGCGGAGGCCCUGCAGCUGGACCUGACGGAGGACUUGGCCCAGCAGCUGGAGGACAUCAUCAGCACCUACCAGGCGGAGGAGACGCCCGACGUCCCCGAACCAGAGGACGGAGAGGAGGUCUCCCCCUCCAGAGAGACCCCCGGCUCCCGCAAGGAGCAGAAACUGGAGAAGAAGAUGCUGAAGAACCUCGGGAAGGAGGCCAUGCUGCUGAUGCAGAGUCUGAACAAACUCAACACCCCCGAGCAGAAGCUGGAGGCCAUCAUCAAGAAACACGCAGAGCUGCUGGAGGAGCACCGCGGGGACCAGAAGCAGAUGAAGAUGCUGCAGAAGAAGCUGCUGCAGGUGAUGAAGGAGAAGGAUCAGCUGCAGAGCGAACACAGCCGGGCGGUUCUGGCUCGCAGUAAACUGGAGGGUCUCUGCCGAGAGCUGCAGAGGCACAACAAGACCCUGAAGGAGGAGACGCUGCAGCGCUGCCGGGAGGACGACCUGAAGAGGAAGGAGAUCACGACGCACUUCCAGGGAACGCUGAGCGAGAUCCAGGCGCAGAUCGAGGAGCACAGCGGCAGGAACACGAAGCUCUGCGAGGAGAACAGCUCGCUCGCCGAGAAGCUCAAAGGCCUCAUCACGCAGUACGACCAGCGGGAGGCGAACCUGGAGAAGGUUUUCAAACACAGAGACCUGAAGCAGAAGCUCCUGGAGACGAAGCUGACGCAGGCCAACGUGAUCCUGAAGGAGACGGAGGAGAAGCACAAGCUGGAGAAAGAGCUCCUGCUGAAACAGACGGCGGAGUUUAGAUCCAAAGUGAAGAUGUUGAAGGAGCAGGAGGCGGGAAUGAAGAUACAGCUGGAGAUGUACUCGGAGAAGUUCAACGAGUUUCAGGGAACCGUGUCGAAGAGCAACAGCGUCUACAGCGGCUUCAAAGUGGACAUGGAAAAAAUGGCGAAGAAAAUGAAGAAGCUGGACAAAGAGUGCCAGUCAUGGAAGAGUCGCUUCGACGGCUGCAACAAGAGCCUGCUGGACAUGGUGGAGGACAAAACCAUCAAGGAGAAGGAGUUUGAGCUCAUCAUGGUGAAGAACCAGAAGCUGGAGAACCUGUGCCGGGCUCUGCAGGGCGAGAGGAAGACUCUGUACGACAAGGUGCAGGGAAGAGGAGGAGGCGCUCCCGACUCCACGGAGAAGGAAACACCGGCGGAGAAACAGGACGUCCAGAAACAGGAGGUGCAGGAGGUCCCGAAAGAGAAAGUCCAGGAGGUCCAGAAAGAGGAGCUCCAGGAGGUCCAGAAAGAGAAGGUCCAGGAGGUCCAGAAAGAGAAGGUCCAGGAGGUCCAGAAACAGGAAGCUGCAGCUCGUCCGGCUGAAACGCUGCUGAGCAAACAGCGGGAUAAGCUGAAGGCGGAGCAGAGCCGCCUGCAGGAGAUCUUCCUCAUCUCCCACACCAUCCCCACAGAGACUGAUAGCCAAUCACAGGAGCUCCCUGAGGAGGAGGAGGCGGAGUACAAGGAGGAAGAGGAGAAGAAGGAGGAAGGCCAGGUACAGAGAGACCUGGAGAUGGAGUCUGUGGAUUAAUGUGGAGGAUAAUGUGUGAGAUUCAUAUCAAUAAAAGAGUAAAACUGG